Molecule: messenger RNA, 1215 nt
Organism: Macrosiphum euphorbiae (potato aphid)
Lineage: Eukaryota; Metazoa; Arthropoda; Insecta; Hemiptera; Aphididae
Source: the annotation of a GenBank genome assembly
AUGAAAUGUUCUCAUAGAAGUUCGGAAGAUUUGUGGCAAAGUGAUGGAACCGGAGCAGAUCUAUUUGCUUGCGUAAUGUCAGAAAGACGAUUUCGAUUUUUAUUACGAUGUAUAAGGUUUGAUGAUAUUCGUGGGCGUACUCAAAGAAAAGAAAUAGAUAAGAUUACACAUAUUCGGUGGAUUUUUGAAAAUUUUGUCAGUAACUGUAAGAAAUCAUAUUCAAUAUCAGAAUACGCAUGUGUUGAUGAAAAGCUACAAUCAUUUCGUGGUCGAUGCUCAUUUCGGCAGUACAUCCCUAACAAGCCAGCCAAGUACGGCAUUAAAAUUUUCGCGUUGUGUGACAAUGUUACAUAUUAUACUAGUAAUUUAGAAAUUUAUGCAGGCAAGCAGCCAGAUGGCCCAUUUUCAAUCGACAAUUCUGCAAGUGAAGUAGUAAAACGGUUAGUGUCUCCAAUAUCUGGUAGAAAUAUAACGGCAGAUAAUUGGUUUGCGAGUAUAUCAUUAGCUGAAGAACUUUUGAAAAAUCAUAAUCUUACAUUAGUAGCUACAAUAAAGAAAAAUAAAAGAGAGAUUCCAAAAGAAUUUCUUGUUACUAAAAAUAGGGAACUUUGUUCUUCUUACUUCGGAUUUCAGAACAACAUGUCAAUAGUAUCAUAUAUGCCGAAAAAAAAUAAAAUUGUACUAGUUUUGUCAACAAUGCAUAGUAGUAAAACUAUAGAUGAAAGUUCAGGCUUAGCAAAAAAACCAGAAAUUAUAACAUUUUAUAAUGCCACAAAAGGUGCAGUUGAUAAUAUGGACAGGAUGACAGAAAACUAUACAGUAGCAAGACGGAGUAAUAGAUGGCCACUUACAGUAUUUUAUUCAAUUUUGAAUAUCGGUGCGGUAAAUGCUCAAGUUAUAUAUCACGAAAACAGUCAAGCUAAAUACACUCGUCUUCAAUUUUUAAAAAUAUUAGCAAAACAGCUAAUGGAUGAACAGUUACAAUAUCGUGCAACAAUACUUUCACUUCCAAAAAAUAUUAAAACGCGACUAAAUAUUUAUGGUUACAAACCAACAUUACAAGUAGGUGAGCAACGGGUAAGAGCGUCAGGAAGAUGUCAAUUUUGUGACCGCCAACGUGACAGAAAAACUACAAAAGUAUGCACUAACUGUGCAAAACUUAUAUGCAGAGACCACUUAGUAGAAGUAUGUCCAGAGUGUUUCAGUGAGAUGUAA